Messenger RNA from Megachile rotundata (alfalfa leafcutting bee), 3217 nucleotides. RefSeq names its product sodium/potassium-transporting ATPase subunit alpha. Gene Ontology annotation, cellular component: plasma membrane. Gene Ontology annotation, molecular function: ATP hydrolysis activity; P-type sodium:potassium-exchanging transporter activity; ATP binding. The record is from RefSeq and is a predicted model, not a curated record. Gene Ontology annotation, biological process: proton transmembrane transport; sodium ion export across plasma membrane; intracellular potassium ion homeostasis. Lineage: Eukaryota; Metazoa; Arthropoda; Insecta; Hymenoptera; Megachilidae.
AGUUAUACAAACUCAUGUAAGUGCAUUUUCUAACAAGUAGGCCUUGACUUUAGCCAUAAAGAAAAAAUUGAAUUUUAAAGAUGCCAUAUUCAUAUCUGUUUGAAUAGAUUCAAAUGCAAUGCAAAUAGCAGCUGAAAUUAUGAAACAUACAAAUUCUGCUCCAAUCACUAAGAAAAGGCUUACUGUAGGUGAAAUAGAAGAUCUACACCAAGAACUGAGAACCGAAGAUCAUAUGAUUCCUUUGGAACAACUAUGUCAUAAAUUAAAUACUGAUGUUGAUAAUGGUUUAACAGAAGAAGAGGUGAGCAAGGUUUUCCAUAUAGUGGGACCAAAUGCUCUGACCCCACCUAAAGUAACUCCAGAAUACAUUAAAUUCAUUAAGUGUAUGUUUCAUGGAUUCGCUGGCCUGUUAUGGGGCUGUGCAUUUUUAUGCCUCAUUUUGUACGGACUCAGUAUGCUACUUGAAGGUACAGGUGGUGGCAUUGAAUGGUUGGGAGUUAUCAUUAUACUGAUUUGUUUACUCUCAGGAAUAUGUGCAUAUGUACAAGAAAGUAAAAAUACAAAAGUGAUGGAGUCAUUUAAAAAAAUGGUACCUACUUUUGCAACAGUAAUAAGAGGUGGUGUUAAACAACGUAUAGCAACUGAGGAGUUAGUCCCAGGGGAUCUAGUACAUAUUAAAUUCGGUGAUAAAAUACCAGCUGAUAUCAGGAUCAUAAAAUGUCAGGAGCUUAGAGUUGAAAACUCAAGCAUUACCGGUGAAAGUGAACCUGUAGUUCGAACAAAUUAUCCUACAGACGAAAAUCCCUUAGAAUCAUCUAAUGUCGCCUUUUUCUCAUCUUUUGCCGUGGAUGGAGAAGGAUACGGCAUAGUGAUAGCCACCGGUGAUAACACAAUGAUAGGACGACUCGCUGGUCUUACAUCUCAGCUUGAAAAAGAGGAUACACCAAUUGCUAAAGAAAUCGGACACUUUGUUCAAAUAAUCACCACUGUAGCUGUACUAUUUGGAACGCUAUUUUUUGUAUUAUCAUUGAUAAUUGAGCCCAAUAUCCUCAAAGCAUUUACUUAUAUGCUAGGUAUAGUGAUAGCCAAUGUUCCUGAAGUCUUGCUUGUCACCGUUACCACAAGUUUAACACUAACGGCACAAAAAAUGGCAGAAAAGAAUUGCUUAGUUAAAAACCUGGAAGCUGUUGAAACACUUGGAUCUACCUCAACCAUUUGUUCAGAUAAAACUGGAACUCUGACACAAAACAAAAUGAGUGUGUCUAAUUUAUGGUUCGGACACACAAGGUACCAUUUUCCGCCAGGCCAAAUAUUAGGCAUUGAGAAGCAUCUACUAUUGGAUAAACCAGCUUUUAACAUAAUGAUCAAAAACGCUACUCUUUGUUUACGCGCAGAAUUUGUUACGGAAUUCAUCUUAGUGAGCCCGAUAGAAGAACGAGAGAUACUCGGUGACGCAUCUGAAACAGGUAUCCUCAGAUUCUGUGAACAUAUACACUCUACAGAGAAGUUCAGAGAAGCCCACCCAAAGGUUGCAGAAAUACCAUUCAACUCUGUAACCAAGUACCAAAUGUCCAUUCAUCAGGAUGAAGAUGGAUAUACAAUGAUUUUGAAAGGUGCACCAGAAAUAAUCCUGGAAAAAUGCUCCCAUAUAUUAAAUUCUGAUGGAGAAACAAAAGAGGUGACUCCACUGGAUCUGACAAUUUCUCGAAGAGCCUGUGCAGAGUUAGGAUAUAUCGGUGAACGUGUAUUAGCUUAUUGUGAUCUUCAUUUGCCUGCCAGUAAAUAUGGUGUAGACUUCAAGUUCAAUACUGACUCUGCAAGUACAUACAACUUCCCAACAAAGGGUUACAGGUUCGUUGGACUAAUUAGUCUCCUUGAUCCUCCGAGACCAGCUGUGCCCGAUGCUGUCAAAAAGUGUCGUACAGCUGGUAUCAAAGUAAUAAUGGUAACAGGUGAUCAUCCAGUGACAGCAAUGGCAAUAGCAAAAAAGGUGGGCAUCAUAGGCGAAGGUCAUGAAACUAAAUACGAACGAGCAAUAUUACAAAAUAAAUCAUACACUCAAAUAACUGAUGAUGACAGCGACGCCAUAAUCAUUACUGGUUCUGAACUGAGAAACAUGGACACAAAAGAAUUGGAUCGCGUUAUACGAAACUAUCAGGAAAUAGUUUUCGCGAGAACAUCUCCACAACAGAAAUUACUCAUCGUAGAAAGUUGUCAACGACUAGGGGAGAUUGUCGCAGUAACUGGUGAUGGAGUCAAUGAUUCACCAGCAUUGAGGAAAGCGGACAUCGGUGUGGCUAUGGGCAUAACUGGCUCCGACGUGGCGAAAAACGCAGCCGACAUGAUUCUUAUGGAUGAUAAUUUUGCAUCUAUUGUAACUGGAAUUGAAGAAGGUAGACUGAUAUUUGACAAUCUUAAAAAAUCGAUACUUUAUACUUUAACUUCUAGCGUGCCCGAGAUGAUACCUAUGUUAAGUAGUUUAAUAUUUGCUAUUCCUUUACCCCUCAUCCUUGAGAUGAUUCUUUGUAUAGAUGUAGGGACAGAUUUACUUCCAGCAAUAGCGCUAGCCUAUGAGAAAGCCGAAUCUGACAUAAUGCAGCGUGCACCCAGGAAUCCGCAAUACGAUAAGCUCGUAAACAGGCGUUUGAUAUCCGUUGCUUAUGGUCAGAUCGGAAUGACUCAGUCCUUAGCCGGAUUCUACACUUAUUUUAUGAUUCUUAUGUUAAAUGGAUUUCUACCUGAUCGCUUGUUAGGAUUAAGAUUAGAUUGGGAAAACAAAUCCAUUAAUGAUUUGCAAGAUUCAUAUGGGCAAACAUGGACUUAUGAUACAAGGAUGGAUUUACUGAACGAAGCUCGUACCGGAUAUUUCUUAUCUAUUGUUAUAACUCAACUCAUAGAUUUAAUAAUGUGCAAAACUAGAGUUAAUUCAAUCUUAGAACAAGGAAUGGAUAACUGGUUUUUGAAUUUUUCUUUGAUUUUUGAAAUCAUUUUAACUGGAUUUCUCUUGUAUGUGCCAGGAAUAGGAAAAAUAUUAAAAUUUAUGCCAUUAAGUGCCUAUUGGUAUUGGCCUAGUUUACCACUUGGUGCAUUUCUCUGGGCGUAUGAUGAAUUUAGAAGAUGGUGCAUCCGUAAAUAUCCACGUGGAAUGAUGGCACGUGAAACUUAUUACUAAAUAUAUCAGACUUAGCUUAUAAUACUAUUAUUUAUAAUAAUUAAU